UGAAGUGAGCCAAUAACACGCGGAAAACUCAUAAAAUCUCCCUUUUCUCGUUGGAUAUUGGUCAGAUUUAUGUGAAAUACAUCAAAUCAGAUUCUGGACAAUCAUUUUUAUCAAAAAGUUAGGUGAAAUCAGGAGAAAUGCUAGCGGAACCGGUGAAACAAACAUCAUAUGUUUUGCAACCACGUGGAAAGCCUCUCUAUGAAGGAAAUGAGGAUAGUUUCGGCAUGAGAAUGCUCACGAAGAUGGGCUGGAACAAGGACAAGGGCCUGGGCGCCAAGGAAGACGGUUCGAAGGACUUUAUUCGGGUGAAAUACAAGAACACCAGCACAGGAAUGGGAUUCCAGGACAAGGACACUCAAUGGACAGCUCAUGAGGACGAAUUCAGCAAACUGUUGGAUAAUUUGAAGAGCGAGGACGCUGGAGAAGAUGCCCGGAAUUGUGAAUCUCUCGAGGAGAAGUCUAAGAAGUCUCGGGCGAGAGUUCAUUAUAAGAAGUUCACGAAAGGAAAGGAUUUGUCGCAGUACAGCGAGAAGGAUCUGGCCAAUAUCUUCGGCAGGAAGACUCUGAAGGUGGAGGAGAGUAAAGAGGAAGUCGCUGAGGAGGAAUUACCGUCGAGCAGCAAUUAUGGAGUGACUACAACAACGUCCAAGAUGUCGAGUGUUGAGUAUUUCAAGAAGAAAAUGAAUGCGGCGGGAUCCUCUGGUCAGGAAAUCAGUGAGACUUUUGAGCAAACUGCGUCUGUGGAUGGAGAUGAAUGUGAGAAGUCAAAGAAGUCUUCUAAGAAGAAGAAAAAGCGAACUCGAGAGGCAGAAGAGUACCAAGAAACUCCCGUUGAGGAAGAGAAGCCCAAGAAGAAACGGAAAAAGGACAUUCAGGAGACUAUCGAGAGUGUAGAAGUGAUCCAAGAGGAGAAACCGAAGAAGAAGCGAAAGAAAGACAGACAAGAAUGCGAAUCUGCUCAAGAAACUCCCCAGAAGGAGUCUAAAAAGAAGAAGAAAGCGAAGCAGGAAGAGCCAAAUGCCGCUCCAGAGCUUCAGGCAGGUCUCGAGAGGUACUCUUCCUCUGGUCAAGUGACCUUCAAGUUGCACAAGAACAAGUGUGACGUUCUGCUGAACUUCGAUUCGCGUGCCUUCAAGGGAAGCAAUGUGCACAGCAUAAUUGGCUAUCGUCUGAAUGAGAAAAUAGACCUGGAAAUCUUCGAAUCCUACGAAGGCGAGAAGACAGGAGCGCCAGAAGAGGCUGAAGAUGGUCAAUAAAUUCUCUUUUGCUCUUUGCAAUUUAUUAGUUCAGUUCAAAUUAAAAUCCUUAUAACGACGUAUUACAUUUUCAAAUCUUAGUCUACUGAAGAACGCUUCAUUGGCUCAGUUUAGGUAAUUCUCUUCUGCUGCCCUCGACAAUCCU
Molecule: messenger RNA, 1401 nt
Organism: Phlebotomus argentipes
Lineage: Eukaryota; Metazoa; Arthropoda; Insecta; Diptera; Psychodidae
Product: PIN2/TERF1-interacting telomerase inhibitor 1
Exons: 2
Coding region: 138-1256 (372 amino acids)
Biological process (GO): regulation of ribosome biogenesis
Cellular component (GO): nucleolus
Molecular function (GO): nucleic acid binding; telomerase inhibitor activity
Source: RefSeq, a predicted model, not a curated record